Molecule: messenger RNA, 10981 nt
Organism: Zeugodacus cucurbitae (melon fly)
Lineage: Eukaryota; Metazoa; Arthropoda; Insecta; Diptera; Tephritidae
Gene: unc-104
Product: kinesin-like protein unc-104
Exons: 29
Coding region: 1020-6089 (1689 amino acids)
Biological process (GO): microtubule-based movement
Molecular function (GO): microtubule binding; ATP binding; microtubule motor activity
Source: RefSeq, a predicted model, not a curated record
CCUUAAGCGUCGUAGUACUCGGUUACUCGCAGCUCGUGUCAGGUUGGUUUGUUACGUUCACGCGCAGACUGAACAAAAGUGCUCGCUACUAUCGAUUUUGUACAGAAAUUUUUAAAUUCACACCAGAAAAGCAAGAAAAGAAAGCGCUGAAUACAAAAAAAUACAAGCGAAAUACAAGAAAAAGUGAGAAGAAAUAUUUAUUUGAAGUAUUUAAAAGUGUUAAAAACGUAAUUAAACGCUGGUGACUGUGUGUGCUUGAAAAAAAUGUGUAUUCUGAAUAACUGUUAUACCAACAGCUGAAAAAUUUUCAUCCAUCUAUACUGUGUAUGUUGGCCUUUACUGGCUGGUUGACGGGCUGACUGUGCUGCUUUUCUAUAGUUGCCGUAGCGUUUGUGCGUGUGCGUGUGACUGGUGCGUGCGUUGGCCAUGCCCUGCACACAAAAUAACUGCUUCGCCCCUCCCGCAACACUUCAAUGUGCGCCUUUGGCUAUUUACUGCUAUUCUCGCUAUUUCUAACAUCGAUACUGGUAUUUCUAAUAUUGACUGCGACAGCGACCAAGGAAUCGCUUUUGGAAAUUUUACAUUUCGAUAAUGUGCAACAACAACAACAAGAAUAGCUGGAUAAAACAAUAAAUGCAAAAUAUACUGAAAAAAUUACACAAAAACGCCUAAAAGUGACCUGCGCAAAAUUGUUUCUAUUAAGUUUUUACGUAUAAUACUUGUUGUCUUCAGUUUGGCAAUUGCUCUGUGAAUUUGGUUAGCUCGUGAAACGCACGACUGCAUUAAGCAACUGUUUAAACUACUACGAACAUAAAAACGAAAACUUCGAGCAUAAAUUAUUUCAAUUGAAAAACGAAAUAAGUUUUUAAAGGAAAAGUGCAAAAAAAUAUGAAAUUUGUAACAGCUACUCACUUGGAUUAAUUUUGCAUGCUGUUUUGAAGCAGCAUAACGGAGAGGAAUAAAAAGUUUUAAAGCUUCUAGUGUGUUAUUAAGGCCUUUGGGCCUCUCUCACCGCCAACAUGUCGUCCGUUAAGGUGGCGGUUCGAGUGCGACCCUUCAAUUCGCGUGAAAUUGGUCGAGAAUCAAAAUGUAUAAUACAAAUGAGCGGUGCAACCACCGCCAUCACAAAUCCCAAAGUACCAAUAAACAGCAGCGAAGCCAUCAAAAGCUUCAAUUUCGAUUAUUCCUAUUGGUCACACGAUCCACGCGAUGCCGAAUUCUCCACCCAAGAGAUGGUCUACAAGGACAUCGGCGAGGAGAUGUUGCAGCACUCCUUCGACGGCUACAAUGUGUGCAUAUUCGCCUACGGUCAAACCGGUGCAGGCAAAUCAUACACAAUGAUGGGCAAACAGGAGGAGCAUCAAGAGGGCAUCAUACCGAUGAUUUGUAAGGAUCUCUUCAAUCGUAUACACGACACGGAAACAAGUGAACUCAAGUAUUCGGUUGAGGUUUCAUAUAUGGAAAUCUAUUGCGAACGUGUACGCGAUUUAUUAAAUCCGAAGAACAAAGGCAACUUGCGCGUACGUGAGCAUCCAUUGCUCGGUCCAUACGUGGAGGAUUUAUCCAAGUUGGCCGUUACCGACUAUCAGGACAUACACGAUCUCAUCGAUGAGGGCAAUAAAGCGCGUACUGUGGCCGCUACCAACAUGAAUGAGACCAGUUCUCGCUCACAUGCCGUUUUCACCAUAUUCUUUACCCAACGUCGUCACGACAAUAUGACCGAUCUGACCACCGAGAAGGUUUCGAAAAUUAGCUUGGUUGAUUUGGCUGGUUCGGAACGCGCUGACUCGACUGGCGCCAAAGGCACACGUUUGAAGGAGGGUGCUAACAUCAAUAAAUCAUUGACCACGCUCGGCAAAGUCAUCUCGGCCUUGGCUGAAAUUGCUUCUAAGAACAAGAAAUCAAAGAAAGCCGAUUUUAUACCUUAUCGCGACUCUGUAUUAACCUGGUUGCUGCGCGAGAACUUGGGAGGCAACUCUAAAACCGCUAUGAUUGCUGCUAUCUCACCAGCAGACAUUAACUAUGAUGAAACAUUGAGUACAUUGCGUUACGCCGAUCGCGCCAAACAGAUCGUAUGCAAGGCCAUCGUCAACGAGGAUGCCAAUGCCAAACUUAUACGUGAGCUCAAGGAGGAGAUACAGAAGCUGCGCGAUCUCUUGAAGGCCGAGGGCAUCGAAGUGCAAGAAGGGCCCGAUGGUAAAGUGGUUUGUGAGAAGCGCGACUCGAAUAAAGAUGAAAUGACCAAAUCGGGCAGUGGACCAAUAAAGUCGCCAACAAAGACACGCAAUCGCAAUGGUUCGACUACUGAAAUGGCAGUUGAUCAGCUGCAGGCCAGCGAAAAAUUGAUUGCAGAACUCAACGAGACUUGGGAGGAAAAACUUAAACGCACCGAAGAGAUACGCUUACAACGCGAGGCGGUGUUUGCUGAAAUGGGUGUAGCCGUAAAGGAGGAUGGCGACACUGUUGGUGUAUUUUCACCAAAGAAGACACCACAUUUGGUCAAUCUAAAUGAAGAUCCCAACUUAUCGGAAUGUCUACUCUACUACAUUAAAGACGGCAUUACACGUUUGGGCACACACGAGGCCAACGUGCCACAAGAUAUACAAUUGUCGGGUUCGCAUAUUUUGAAAGAGCACUGUACUUUCGAAAAUCGUAGCAGUACCGUUACACUUAUACCGCACAAAGAUGCUUUGGUCUAUUUGAAUGGCCGCAAAUUAGUCGAACCCGAGGUGUUGAAGACCGGUUCGCGUGUUAUACUGGGUAAAAAUCAUGUAUUUCGCUUCACCAAUCCCGAGCAGGCGCGUGAGUUGCGCGAUAAGAUCACAGAGAAUACAGAAAACGAGAAUGAGAAUGAGACGGAGAAGUGCGACACACAGCAGGUGGACUGGAAUUUCGCACAAUGUGAGCUGUUGGAGAAGCAGGGCAUAGAUUUGAAGGCCGAAAUGCAGAAGCGUUUGGAUAACUUGGAGGAGCAGUAUAAGCGCGAGAAGAUGCAGGCCGAUCAGCAGUUCGAGGAACAGCGGAAGAAUUAUGAAGCGCGCAUUGAUGCGCUGCAAAAACAAGUCGAAGAACAAUCGAUGACUAUGUCGAUGUACAGCAGCUAUUCACCAGAAGAUUUCCAUCAGGAAGAGGAUUUAUACACCAAUCCACUCUACGAAUCAUGCUGGAAUGCACGAGAAGCCGGCUUAGCUGCCUGGGCAUUCCGUAAAUGGCGUUACCAUCAAUUCACUUCACUGCGUGAUGAUCUCUGGGGCAAUGCCAUAUUCUUGAAAGAGGCAAAUGCCAUCUCUGUAGAGUUGAAGAAGAAGGUGCAAUUUCAAUUCACACUACUCACCGACACACUCUACUCACCACUACCACCUGAGCUGGCCUCAGCCGCUACGCCCUUGCAAAGCGAGGAUGAAUUUGGUGCGCCACCAGUUUCGAAAACCAUUGUGGCUGUAGAGGUGACCGACACCAAAAACGGUGCCACACACUAUUGGUCCUUGGAGAAAUUGCGACAACGCUUGGAGUUAAUGCGCGAAAUGUAUCACAACGAGGCUGAACUUAGCCCCACUUCACCCGAUUACAAUGUGGAGAGCCUGACUGGCGGUGAUCCCUUCUACGAUCGUUUCCCUUGGUUCCGCAUGGUCGGACGUUCGUUCAUCUAUCUGAGUAAUCUGCUAUAUCCGGUACCCUUGGUACAUAAGGUGGCUAUUGUCAAUGAACGUGGCGAUGUGCGUGGCUACUUGCGCGUGGCAGUGCAACCAGUUUUGGAUGAGGAGUCCAUUGACUUCAAUAAUGGCGUCAAGCAAUCGGCACGCUUAGUUUUCAACGAAGAUGAUGCCAAGCCGAAGUAUCGCGCUUUGAAUGAGAAGGAUGAUGUGCAGCGUUAUAUCGAUAACGGCGGUUUAGAUAGCAAGCUUGAAGAACUUGAGGAUGCUGAUUCUGGACGUGGCAUUGAUUCAAACUCUGCCUCUGAGUGUCAAGAGGCUAAUGAAGAGCCUGGUGAACACUUGCAGAUUGGCAAAGAAUUCACAUUCCGUGUUACCGUGCUACAGGCUACAGGAAUUGGCGCUGAAUACGCUGACAUUUUCUGUCAGUUCAACUUCUUGCAUCGUCAUGAGGAGGCCUUCUCCACCGAACCAGUCAAGAACUCAGCUUCGGGCGCACCACUUGGCUUCUACCACGUGCAAAAUAUAACUGUACCCGUUACCAAAUCUUUCAUUGAGUAUUUGAAAACCCAACCGAUCAUGUUUAAGAUCUUCGGACAUUACCAAACACAUCCUUUGCAUAAGGAUGCCAAGCAGGAAUUUGUUUCACGACCACCACCACGCCGUAUGCUUCCACCAAGCAUUCCCAUUAGCCAACCGGUGCGCAGCCCCAAAUUCGGCCCACUACCAUGCCCAUCGACGUCGACAGUUUUGGCAAAACAUGAUGUCUUGGUUUGGUUUGAGAUAUGCGAAUUGGCUCCGAACGGCGAAUAUGUGCCAUCGGUGGUUGAGCACAGCGACGAUCUUCCAUGCCGUGGUCUAUUCAUGCUCCAUCAGGGCAUACAACGUCGCAUACGUAUGACUAUCGUACACGAACCGACAGCCGAAGUGAAAUGGCGCGAUAUACGUGAACUUGUUGUGGGACGUAUACGCAAUACACCCGAAUCUUCAGAUGAUUUGGAUGAAGACUCGUGUGUUUUGUCAUUGGGCUUAUUCCCCGGCGAAACAGUCGAUGUACCCGGUGAUGACCGUUCGUUCUAUCGUUUCGAAGCCGCUUGGGAUUCGAGCUUACACAAUUCUACAUUGCUGAAUCGCGUUACACAGGCUGGCGAGACAAUUUACAUUACUUUGAGUGCUUAUUUGGAGCUCGAGAACUGUGCACGCCCUGCUAUAAUCACCAAAGACCUCAGUAUGGUCAUUUACGGACGUGAUGCACGCACCGGACCACGUUCGUUGAAACAUCUCUUCUCCGGACAGUAUCGCAAUCCCGAAGCUAAUCGUUUGUCUGGCGUUUAUGAAUUGUCAUUGCGUAGAGCCUCUGAAGCAGGUAGUCCAGGUGUGCAACGCCGACAGCGACGCGUACUUGACACCAGUUCGACUUAUGUGCGUGGCGAGGAGAAUCUUUCCGGCUGGCGGCCACGUGGCGAUUCGCUCAUUUUCGAUCAUCAAUGGGAGCUGGAGAAGUUGACGCGCCUCGAGGAGGUGGGACGUGUACGCCAUUUGUUGUUGUUGCGCGAACGUCUCGGCAUGGACACAAAUCCAAAUCCAACAACAAAGACCGAGAAGGACGUCUGCAAUUUGGCAGCGCGUGCGGCCACAUCACCCGUACAUAUGGUCAUACCACCAUCUCCACAGACGCCCGUCAAGGAUCCACAACAGAUUGUGCCCGAGCGGGAGUACAAUCAGAGAGAGCAAGAGUUGAUGCAGAAGUGCUUGAAGUUGGUGCAGGGCACCUACAACAAAGCAACAGAUCCCACAGCAGAGUCAACCACACAGUCGGAUGUAUCGCCGAGUGAUGAGGGCUGCGCUGACAUGACCGUUAGCUGCAUCUCCAGCAACUCUAUCGAAACAACACCAAAAAUUAGAAGAAGGUUAUGUUCGCCCGAUCGCGCUGAUGCGCCCAAUGGUUGGGAGGCGCCAGCACCCGCUACACAACCGGCAUUACCACUUCGCUUGUACGUUCCCGAGUUGGAGGAGAUUAGGGUUAGCGCUGUGGUGGCGCGCAAGGGUGUGCUGAAUGUAUUGGAACAUGGCGGUUCCGGCUGGAAGAAGCGCUGGGUGAUUGUGCGUCGCCCUUAUGUUUUCAUCUACAAGUCCGAGAAGGACCCAGUGGAGCGUGCAGUAUUGAACUUAGCGACCGCACAGGUUGAGUGCAGUGAAGAUCAGGCUGCGAUGGUUAAGAUACCUAACACAUUUAGUGUUGUCACUAAACAUCGUGGUUAUCUGCUUCAAACCUUGGGUGAUAAGGAGGUACACGAUUGGCUAUACGCCAUAAAUCCGCUAUUGGCUGGACAGAUAAAGUCAAGACUGGCACGUCGCACAUUGGAGUCGGCAUCGCAAACCGCAUCACAAAUUCAAGCCACAACGGCGUCAAAUGCACAGACAAACAACAAAUGAGAUACAAUUACGAUGGAAUCCGUAUUAGUGUUUUAAGGGCAGAGUGUUUCUGAACAGUAUAUGCAAACAACAAAAACAAAACUAAUUGAGAUUACAACAAAAAUAAGAAAUAAUUAUGUAUUAUUUAGUUAUAAAUAUUAAGAAAAUUAUAUAUCUACACAUACAUACAUGCAUAUAAGCAGUUAUAUGUAUGCAUAUGUACACACACACACUCAUACACACAUAAAAUGCAUAUAUGACAGGUUCAUAUAUGGUAUUAAUGAAUGCAGGCGAGCAGUAAAUGAUAAUAAUGAAUACAGGAAAGUUAGCUAAAAAACAAAAAUAGUGAAAAGGAACUUAAGCCGUUAUGAAAAACACUGAGCGCAAACACACACAUACAAUGAAUUAGUGAAAAAAUGCAAGUAAGCUGAGAGCGAAGCAAAGCGUUGAGUAUUUAUGCAAAAUAUUGACAGAAACAUUUGGUCCAAGCCGCAGAGGAUUCCGUCGUGCGAAAACCGUUAGGCAGUAAUUUUUUUGAACUUUCGUUUCUCUACUACUUUUCGAGCGGACUGGCAAAGCAGUUGUGUUGUAGUAAACGUGGGAGUUGUAGCGCUGUUUGUAUGCUAGUAGCGUGCGUUUUAGUUGUUGUAUUUAUUGUAUUUGUAAAAUUCGAUAUUUUUUUGUAGUGAAUUUUCUCAUUUUCUCAAAAUAUAAAAAUGCAUAAAAAUAUAUAUUGUAUUAAAUAAAAGUAUAUUUAAAAACAAAAAUAUAUAUAUAUUAAAUAAAAUAUUUACUCAUUCACUCUAAUUGUGUGCAAAAAAAAUUAAUUAAUUAGUGUAAGAAAAAAGCAAAAAUUGCGAACUAAAAAACAAAAAAUACGCUUCACUGUUAUCAGAAAAAAAUGUAACAAAAAUUAUAUAAAAGCAUACUAAGCAACAUGAACAAAUUGUAAUUUAUUAUAACUGUUAUUUAUUUAUUUAAAUAUUUAAUUUAAUUAUUUUAAUUGUAGACAAGUGUAAGUGUAAGUUUUGUAUUUUUAUUUUUAAGUUUUAUAUUUAUUUUUCCUGUAAAUAGUUUAAUUUUUGCAAAAUCAGCAAAUUAAUGCAAUAAAAAAUAAACAACAAAAUCUAGCAUUUUAUAAUGCAUGUACAUUAAAUUGUAUGUUCAAAAGUUUUUAGAAAUUAUGCAUUAAAAAUUAAUUAAUUUUAAAAUAUUUUAAAAUAGCAAUUCAUUUUCGCUCCACUAAUAUACAGCUUUUAAUGUGUAAAUGUAGUUCAUAAUGGAAAAAGAAAAAAAGUAUUGUAAAGAGCAAAAUAAAGACAACAGUCAUAUUUAUAAAGCAUAUGUAUGUACGACGUAGUUGAAAUAACGCUAGUUUAAUUAGCAAAGCAAAAGGAUUGACGUGAGCAGGUAUAUGCACACAGUUGUAUGAGAAUGUAUACAGAUGUAGGCAAUUUAAUUUUUGUUUUUGUUAUUUACAAUAUUUAAAACAAUUUAAUUUUUGGUUAUACUGUUGCUGAACAUAAUGGUAAAGCUAGCAUGCUUUCAUAAAAACAAAAUUUUUAACAUUUUUUAGCUAAAAACUCGAACUAACCUCAAAAAAAAUAUUUUUUAACAAUUUUUCCGAAUUUAUUUUUUCGGUUCAAACACCGUAUUGAGGUUAGCUGCAACAGUGUGAUCAGUAUUUUUACUGUUUUAAUAUUUUUGUAUAUUUUUUUUAUUUAUUAAUUUUUAUUUUUUAUUUAUUUUUAAUUUUUAUUUGAAAUAUUUCACUGUACUUUUGAAAACAAAAAAUUAAAUGUAUAAAAAGCAAAUGUAAUUGAUGUAUUUAGCAAAAAAAAACACAAUAAAUUCUAUGUAAUAUGUAAAACAAUUGACCUACUAGGCGCUAUAAAUGCACUAAUAUGGAUUCCACGUGAAUACAGUAAGGCAAGAAAAUAAGAAAACAAAACUUAAAACUGAAAAAAAAAUAAAUUAUUUAAAAUUAAUAUAUAAUUACAAUUGUAACAAAAAGUGCGGAAAUAUAUAAAAAUAAUAUUAAUAAAAAAAUAUUUAAAACCAAAAUAUUUAUGCUAAAUUACAUAAGUUAUUAAAAAAAAUAUUAAUUAAAAUAUUUAUUAUUUAAAAAAACACUUAUACUUAACAAAAAAUAGCAUAUUAUUUAAAACAAAAGUAUUAAAAAUAUAUGAAAAAUAUUAUUUAAAAACAAAAAAAACAAUAAUUUUUAAUGAAAUAUGAAUAUGUAUGUAUGUAUACAGCAAAAAAAUUAAAAAACCAAAAAUUAGUUAUUAAACCAACAAAUAUAAAACAUGUUUCAUGAAGUAAAUGCUGAAUAGUGUUAUCAAAUGCGAGAAAUAUUUGGAAAAUUUAUUCACUGAACACAAAAAUUAAUUUACACAAUGUACUCAAAGCCCAACUAAGAAGCGUUAAAUAAAAUUAAAAUUUAAAAAGAAAAAAUUAAAAUUUUAAAACAUUUCAUGUUUCGAAUAUAGCUGCGAGUAGAGGUUUUCUGAAUACACAUUUAUUAAAGCUUUUCUCAUACAAGAGAUUGGGGAUUCUCAAUAAAAAUGUUAUUUUCUAAAGCUUUCUUACCUUCUCAAAUUUCAAAAACUAAAUCAACACAAACUCUUCAAAAGUGCAGUGAAGUUAGUUGUAAGAUGUCUUCAAAAUAUCGUAUGUCAUUAACCACAUCCCUCCAUUUCAAAGACAAACUUGAAAAUUGUUACUAAAUGCUCAUAAAAUUAAAUAAAAAUUAUUUUAGUAAAUAAUACGUUUUGAUAAGUUGAAAAUACAACAACACAGAUAUGACUACGAAAACUCUGCGUAAUUUGGGCAAAAGCGGAAACGGCGUAAAAUCGUUACAUUGUAUGAUCUAGAGAUGAAUCAAGCACUUAAACAUAAAUUCAAUAUGUUUCACUUCGAAAAAGCUUUUGAAAACAUUUGUGCUUAACCAAAGCUUUUUAAUGUGAAAAGCUUGUAUUUGUUGUAUUUUAAAUUUCAAUGUUUGACUUAGAUUGCAAAUAUUUCUUUGAGCUUUCAAAGUUUUAUUAAAGCUUAACGGCUUACUUUUUAAGCUCAAUAGCUGGGUUUUGUUGAAUUUUGUGCUUUAAAGAAUGGUUUAGAUUGAUAAUAUGUUUUUGAGCUUUCAAAGCUUUCUAUACAAUUUUCAAAAAACUUUAAUUCACACAUCAAAUUCAUGCAUUAUCGCUUAUAAAAUUGCAAAAAAGCUAAAUAUCUUUAAUUUUCUUAAAAGCUCAAUUUUGCUUAGUUUUAGUUAAAAAAACAGUUAUUAGCGAUUUGAGCGUAAAGUUUUUUAAAUAUUCUUAAAUUUACAGAUCAGUUACAGAAAUAAUUGAAUUUCAAGCCAAUUAAUAAGCUUUCAUGUUCUUAAAAUAAGUAUUAAUAUUUUUGAGAUUCAUAAUUUUUAUAAAUCGUGUGAUUUUCCUCAUAUACGUAACUGUAUAUAUUUUAUAUACAAUAUUAAUGUAAAAAAUUAAUUUAGUUAAUUAAAAUCGCAGUUUUUAACAACUUUUAAUUUCGAAAGCUUUAAAGCGCACACUUUUAGUAGAGCAAAGAGUGUAGCACGCCGAAAAAGCUCCAUAUGAACGAGCUUAGUGUAGUUGGUGGAGUUAACAAUUGAGUUGUGAUUAAGCACAGUGAAAGCUUUUAAUGGCGCGCUUUCGUUGUUCACUAACGGUGAAUAAAUGUUAAGCGCAAGGUGAAGUAAGUGAGUUUACAGUCUGAAAUAAUAAAAUUAUUGUUUAACAUUUUUAUGAAUAAUUUUCUUUAGUAAAAUUUCAAAAUUUUUAAGCGUAGCUUGUGCUUUGUUCUGGCAAUGUGUGCAUGGUGAAAGCGCUAAGUUUAAAUUUGUUAAAUUAACAUUUAUUUAUUUAUUAUUUAUUUGUUGUUUAAAUAUAAAAAGAGUAAUUAUUAUUUAAUGAAAGUAUUAAAAGUACGGAACUUCAAAGUUGCAUGUGAGAAUUAAAAAAAAAGUAAUAAUUAAAUAAUUAAUAAAAAAUCAAAACAAAACUACAAAUUAAGCAGUUAUUGAUAUUAUAAAAAUAAAACAAAAUAUAAAAUAAAUUGUACAACACUUUCGAACCGAUAUAUACACUGAGAAAAAUAUAUACACACUUACUUAUGUAACAAAUAGUAAGAGGCAACAAUAAGUUAUUUAAAUAAAUGUCUUAUACUCUGAAAAAAAAAAUUAAAUGAAAUAAAAUUAUACAAAAAGUGAAAAAUGCAUUGUGGGCAAUUUAACAGGCAUUUAGGUGCUUUGUAGCAGAAAAAAGAACAACAACAAAAACAGAAAAAGUAUAUUUAAUAAUAUUAAAUAAAUAUAUAUACAUACAUACAAAUAUAACCAAUAAAAACAUGACCAGCAUAGCAAAAAACUCACAUAAAACAUACAUACAACAGCACACCAUACAUAAAAUACAGACAUACAAUACCAACAUAUAAACACCACUCAUGAUAUACAUAAAAACAUAAAAGACAUACAUAUAAACACAAAAAAUAUCUACAUAUAAGUAUAGUAAAAUGAGGAAAAUGAUGAAGCAUUAUAUUUAAAGGAUUUAAAAAAUAAAAUUUGAAAAAGUUGAGAUCAAUAAUUAAUAUAUAGAGACACACUGUGGCAAGCAGCGCAGCAAACCGAAAUGCAAAUAUGUAUACAUAAAGCUGGAAAAGUGAAAUGAAAGUAAGAGUAUAUAUAAUAAAUUGAAAUUAAAGGCGAAAAAAUGUAUGGAAAUUUAUUCAAAGCUAAAUGUGUACUAUCUCAAGAUAUUAUACGACGUGAGCGUAUCACUAUUAUUACUUAUUAUUAUUAUUAUAUUAUGAUUAUUAUUACUAUUAUGAUUAUGAUUAUGAAUAAUAUAAAUAAAAAGGCUUUAAAUAAAAAUUGUAAAAUAACCAAA